Cylicocyclus nassatus is the source of this 1379-nucleotide messenger RNA. The record is from the annotation of a GenBank genome assembly. NCBI's taxonomy places the organism in Eukaryota, Metazoa, Nematoda, Chromadorea, Rhabditida, Strongylidae.
AUAGCAUUUGCGUUUCAGGAGAAGAGAUUUCAAGGGAUCUCUCAUCGCAGUACAACCGCUUUCUCCUCUACCAACACUCUCUUCUCUUUUCUCCAACCAUCCCAUAAUAAACACUAUGCUGCACGGUCUCUACGGUUACAUCUUCGGAGCUGAAGACUCCAACGAUUCACAGGCUUCCAAUGACAGCGAAGCUUCCCUGUGUCCCCCGGGCAAAAUGGCUGAAGACGAUUGGUGUUUGGUCGAUGAUGCACCAUCCGGUCGUAGCUCUCCCGAAUUGGUUCCAAACCUCGAGCUACGCGACAUCGACCAACUGUCGUUUGCGUCUAAAAAGUCUGCGCCAGCGCCAAGUGCCGAAGAGAUUCGACGGAGUGAAGAGCUGCGGCAAGCGAAAGCGGCCACGGCACAUCGACUGCAAUUGGAGCGAGUGUUAUUCUCCGAUGCUGAUACGCCGAAUGCUCCGUUGCCGUUAACAUCGCUCAAAGCGAAGAAUUCGUUGGCUUCUGCGUCGAAAUUGAAACGAGCAACGGCUGCUACACUCCAAAAUAGUGAGCCGAAAACAAAAACUCGCUCGAAGAAAGCUGGAAAGAUGUCGUCGGGACGUAAUAACGAUCGUAAAGUGAACAACAUCGACUGAACAGAUUCCACCUCCAUUCCACCGAUCUACCAGCCUGAAACGGACCGACUCAGCAGCCAGUGUCUCCUUUACUUUAGCUUAAUACAUUUUUGUAUAGUGUACGUAUCAGUCUGUAAGCUUUCGUAUAGCUUUUCUAUUUGUUUUCUGUAUGUAAUGGGCUCUGUCAAGCAAUUUAAGUGCUUUUUGUAGGGUUUCUAAUUGUCUUCAACAACCCAACUUUUUUCAUUCGCGUUUUGGGCGCUUUAGUACUGUAAGUAGCUGAAUCAUGUAUAUACGUAGAGUAAUCCGGAAUUCUCGUCUUGAAACUCUGGAAAAUCUGUGGCCAACGUUCCCUUAUGUGCCACUGCCAAAAAUACUGUUCUUGAACAGAAAAACACUCCCACAUUUCCACAAAUCACAUAGUCAUCGUGGAUUGACUCCUGCCGCUAAUAUCACGGCUUCUUCGCUGUAAAUAUCCCUAUUUUUGUAUUUUCUGUAGAUAGUCAGGAGCUGUGCGCUCCCUCCUUAUGCACUUAGCCUCGUCACAUUGAAAAAGAAAAUAAAAAACGACAGCAGCUGCCUCUUUGCAAGUCACGUUCUUGUUCUAGCAUGUAGCUUUACCUCAUCGUAUAGUCGGCCGCCGGGCGGUACAGCACACCUACCGUAAUCACAUCUGUGCAUUGUAUAUGUAAAAACACUCCACACUUAUGUAAAGACUUUUUUCUCGUGUAUGUAUGGAAACGAUGGAAUAAAUAUCCAUCGAAUG